GAUCGCAAAUGGCACUGGAUUAAGACCAGAUGCUGCAAAAGUGAAGGACUGAGCAGGUUCAGGUUAUGGGUAUAGUUCAGUCAAGCACUACUAUUGCGCACAAGAUCCACUGUCAUGAAAAUGUAUAGCUCUAAUUUAGAUCAGGUGUGCAAGGACGGUGCUUAUACAUUGUUGGCAAUAAGCCUGGGCGGUGUGGAAAACAUUGAAUUAAUUCCUGGUCUGAAGCUGACGCUGCUCUGUUGUUGUGGUGAAAGGACGCUGUAGGCUGUGUCGAAGGGCAUGCAAAAGUGUCAACAUGUCACCAUGCUACAUAUUGUUGAUAUGACGCUUUUUUCGUGUACAAUAUUUAUACCAGCAUUAUCAUGAAUAAUAAGUUAUGGCAAGUUAUGGUAUGAAUCAUGGAAUUGACAUUGGCCUCCUUUUCUGGCUCAUCUUCUGCAACAUGAUGUCACCAUUGUCGAAGAGACAAGAAAAACAGACUUUCAAGGAGGUACCAGAUGAGAUUGAUGAGGCAAGGCCGGUGCCAGCGUCCAAAAAAUUACAUUAAGGAGGCCACUAAUGAAGAAGGUAAAAAAAAAAAAAAAAAGAUAAUCUUCAUCAAAAAAAUCCAGAAUAUCAAGUGGAGCCAGAAUUGGUUGUUGACUGUUCUGCGUACACGUUUGUCUGUCAUGAGGAGAUGCCCAGGAGGUUGAAUGAAAGAGUGAGCAGCUCCAACAAUUACACAAUUACAAAUACACAAACUUAAAUCUAUGACAUUUCUUUGCAAGUGCUGAUUGGUUUCUACUCAUUAUGAGGUAUAUUAACUUUUAUACAGUGUUGGUAUUUUGGUUCAGAAUUACUUCCACAAUAGUAUGACUUGAUUGUAAAAUAGGGAAGCAGCCUUAAAUUAAAAAAGUGUAUUUGCGUAUGCAUUGUUUUAAGCUUUCUCAAUUCAGCUGUGACCUUUUUGUAACCACAAAGCAUCCGACAUUUCACUCUACAGUAUUAGGUUUAAAAGGCCUUUAGAAUGACAAUAUGGAAGGAGGUAUUGUGAUGAAUUGACAUUAGCAACCAACUCUUGUUCUUUUUUCCCCUCUAGACCAGAGAAGAACUUAGCUGAUGUGAUCACUUCUAUGAUUGUGCUCCAUGCCAUGCGAUCUGGGUGUCUACAGAGCCAUCAUAGAGGAGUCAGUCCUAUGCACCACCAGUGCAGGAAUAACAAUAGAGCUCUUACAUCAGCCAGUGUUGACAGAGCUACAGCUAAACCACUGGGUUACCCUGCACAUGAAGUGCAACACAACAUGUUUGCCUCUCAACAUCCUGGGGAACCAAGAGUGGCCUUAUAUCCAUCCCAAAGACAACUUCAACAAAAUGUUUCAGCACUGCGUCACAGAGAGGACCCCCAAACAAGCUCUCACACGGCUGGAUUCCAGUACUUUAUUUCCAUGGGAGACAUCCGUACUUCUCAAAGCAGUUGCCACCAAAUGAGUCGAGAAGCUAAUGGACAGUUAAACUCAUCAGCAAGUGCCCCUCCUCAAUACAACAAACAGUUUUUGACAACUGCUACUGAAUAUGGUGCUCAACAAUCUAUGAUGCAAUUUGAUUCAUCAAGGAAAUUUACCAAUCAAUGUUUUAAUAUUAAUCCUUGGAAAAGGUCCAAUACAAACAAUAAUACUAAACUGGCACAAACACAAGCAAAUCCUGCAUUAUCAAGGCAUCACAGUUCUGCAGGGUGUCAUGAAAUCAGCCACAACACUUCAGAGAGUCUGCUUCAACAUUGCAACACAAACUUUUGUUAUACAGCAGCCUCUCAUGUAUCGGUGCAAACACUGAAGGAGUCUUUCCCACUGCUGGCAUCUGCUCUGUCAGAAACGUCUCCCAACACAACCACAAGCUUAACCCAAACCUCAAACUAUGGACUGCCUGGACCCAUGGUGGUGUCUGAAGCCAGUUUCCAAGACAAAUAUUGUACACCUGUAAAUUCUGCUUUUGCCUCACAGGAACAGGGCAGUUGUUCCAUCUCCAAUGAGCGCUGUAGCUCCUCUCCAUUUCUCAGCUCUCGGCCAAUACUCACUGAUGACCAAAUACUGGACCAUGUCAGAAAAAGGCUUGUGGCUAUAAUGAGAAACAGCCAAGGAAGUAAUGGCUGGCUGGAUUCCACAAAGGAGAGGAUUAGAAGAAAGGAACAGAAGCAGUCUGAUUGCAGAUCCAUUGUGCCAAAAGCUGACAGUGUUGCUAAUUCACCUGCAACAUUUAAUCAAUUAGAAAAGCCACCGCGAUGCUCUGGUGGUGAAGCAUGUGAGGAGGACAGCCCAUGGAAGACCAGAUCCAACGCUGAGUUAAGUCAGAAGCUUAAAAAGAAGAAUGACUGUACCAGAUCAACACCAGAGAAACAUUCAAAAGGUACACCAAUCUAUACUGUUGAAACCUCAAAAGAUGCUCAUAAAAAUGAAUCUGUUGAGAAGAGUACUUUAGAUUUUGACGUAAAGAAACAAUUGGAUGUAACUGUGUCUGCAGGUUGUGAUGGCAAACCCAUUUAUUCCCAAGAUAAGCAAUAUGUCACUAGCAAUGAUGAAAGUUUCAACACUAAAUGGUGUCACAAGACCUUAAAGAAUGAGUUAUCCACUCUUCCAGUACUUUGUUAUUCAUUAAAUGCAUUGAAGCAACUGGUGGCUAGUUUGGAAAGUAUAAAGGCCAUUGCUGAGAUGGACAACAUGUCUGACACCAUAUUGAAGCAGUAUUGGAAUGGGAAUAUAGAUAACCUUCAUGUCUUUACAUCCACAGACUAUCCACAAAUUAUGAUGAGCGUCGCGGCCACUUGCACAAAGAAUGAAGAGGAGAGUCCCGUGGUUCUCACUGCAGUGUCUGGAAUGACCUUGGAUGAUCUAGUUGAGGGAGAUCCCACUUCAAAAUCACAUGAAGAAUACAAGUCUUGUUGGUUGAACACCAACAAAAAUCUGGAUGACAUCGACCAAGGGUCUGGUGUUUUUUUGCCUCUGAAGUGCAUACCAGAGAAAGAAGGAGCCAAAAGCCUAAAACCAGCUGCGGUAGUAGAAUUAAAUAUUUCUCAGGUUGUGCCCGGUGGUGUCUCAGAGGAUUUUAAAGCCAACUCAAGGUCAGUGCUAUCUGAAAACCGAACUCAGGAGAACCAACAUGUAAGACCAGGCAAACGGAAAAAUGUUUUGGAUCCACAACAUGGCAGGGUGACUGGUAAGGAAGGCCAAAUUCAUAAACAAGUAUCCUUGUUAUCAUCUUUGAAUCCAAGUGAAAGGCGUUACAAGCAGACAAAUCAUAAUACACAAACUGAAGUUGAAAUUGAUGCGCUGGAGGCUGGAGAUCCAGUGUGUUCACAAAUUGGGCAAAGCACAGCACUUUCUGGAAACAAACGUGAAAUCCAGGCUGUAUCUGGAGAUAAGGGCAAGGGAUCAACCUUUCAAGAGUAUUUAAGAGACCCACAGUAUGAAGACGUUUCAGAAGAUGAAAGUUCAACUGAAAACAUAGCUAUAGAUUCAGAGCCAAUUUUGCAGGUGUCAUCAAACAAGGAAAAGGAGUCAAGCUUUCCUCCGUCUUUUAAAGUUCCAGAGUAUGAAAACAUAAGCGAUGAUGAAAGUUCACAAAAUCAAGAUGUGACUGUGUUGCCACAGUCAGUUACACCACUAUCUGAAUGCAACAGUGAAAAGUGUCCACCUGGAAAUCAAGGUGCAAUUUCAGAUAUGGAACUGAUUCCACAGAAGCAAGUCCUACAGAGGACAGAAAAGUGUCAGUCAGCGCAAAUGUGCUGUUGUCCAAUUUAUGUUGAGACUGAAGAUGGUUUUGAAAGCCAGUUGUGCCCCAAAUGUGAGACUGAGAGACAGCUUCCACAGGAAACAAAUUUGUUCAGUCAUUCUUUGCAGUCAAAACCUUCUAAUGAGAAGGACAGGAUGGAGGCUGCCAAAGAAUCAGCCAGGCCAACAUUGGCAGGAUUACGCUAUAGCAGUAUAACCAAAAGGAAAACUUCACCAUGCAAAGUUAUAACCAAGAACGAUGGUCUUCAGUAUCAGAAAGUAACACAACCCGGUGGUCCACAACAGAUAAGAGAGCCACAACAUGAGAACGUAUCAGUGGAAAUAUCUCCACAAAGUGAGGAUUUGGCAGUAAAUGAAUUCAAAAGUGAAACUAAAACAGAGGAUGAGAUGGAAGAUGACUGGAUUACCAUACCUAUAGUGAUAUCACAUCUUAAUGAUGCGACACAGCAUGGUGAGAAUGGGCACAAAACAAGAAUAGGUCAAAGAAUCCUAACUCACUCUGAACUAUAUCAGUCUACUUCAAAGGCUGCACCAGCUUCUACUACCACCAAUGCUACCACUGCCACCCCUAGUACUACUCCUACUCCUACUAUGGAAGUGUUUGAGACGCUUGAAAGCUAUCUGCAAGCAAAAACAAAUCAGCUGGGGAAUCGUUUUUAUUAUCAAGUGUCAACUGAAUCUGAAAUAGAUCAGUCCCGGUCAAAGGAUCAGGAGGCAGUGACUAAGACAUCAGGCAGGAGCACACCUUCACUUGAAGUAGAGCCUAUGAGGAAACACUCAAGCUCUAGUGAAACUGAAGACAGUUCUGAUUACUCAGAUUCUUCAUCAGAGCUUAACUUUAAAAUUGUGUCCAGUCAAUACUGGGAGAAGAGGUCACAAGUAAAGACCAUGCAGGGGUCAGCAAAUCUUUCCUCUGAUAAAGAUGUAUGUGUAGAGUCUGAAUCAGUGAGUGCAGAUGGUGGGUUUACAGAUGUUAAAAAACAAACAAACAGGACAUUCUCCAAAGCUGAAAGGGACAGCUCUGAUCAAUCGGACUGUCUGAGCACAAGUACACAGUUGGUUCAGCACAGCAAGACCAAGAGACAAAAAAUGUCCGAGAGGAAAGGUACAGUCAUAUUUGCAUCUCAAACAGAGUCUAAAAAUGACGAAGACAGCAGAAAGAAGGCAAAGAAGAGAUUUCUCUCAAGAACAGGGCACAGUUCAGAUGACCAGUUGAUUCCACAAAACCAACAUUCAGCCGAAACUGUGAAAAAUCAAGGGCCAACUGCAGUAACAGAACCAAGACCUCGAAAAGCCAGACUGUCUGAGGACUCAUCUCUGCCACAUCAGUCUGUGGACAGAGUGGAGUCCCCUUCAAUCCCUGAUCCUGUGAUUGCACGCCUUGUUGUGCAAGUGCCUUCUGACCCCACUGAUCACCUGAAACUUACAAAAGCUACAUUCCACAAGCAGAGGAAAGCUCAGUCCUCAAAGCCCCCCACCAAAACUAACGAAAAGAAUGGCACCUCUAAUAUCAGGCAAAAGUCACAGUUGCAAAAAGAUAAAGGAAGCAGUUUAUCAAAUAAAAAAGCUGACGGUUGUUCAGUGGCACACCAACAAUCAAAGACAUCAGAGAAUGAGACCAGGACCACUGUCAAAAACUGCAAAUCGGUUUCAUGGAACCCCAUGCUCUUUAUCCAAGAUGCCCCGUCCACCUCCACAGACAGCAUGGCUUCUGCAAGAAGACCCCCCUCUUCAGCCAGAGAGAGCUUGGCUUCUCUGUCCAGAGAGGGCUCAGGAUCCUCAAGGACCUCUCAUUCUGAAUCAAAACAGUGCCUGCAGAUACUGAGAAAUGAGUGGCAGAAAAGCUAUUUCCCAACCCGGAGAGACAAAAAAUCUGUCUUGGACAGAGAGGAGGAACCAAGAACCAGUCCCACUCAUUCUAAAAGCAUGGCUACUGGACAACAGUAUUAUGAUGCUGGGAGGGAAGCUAGGCCAGGACCAAGUCACUCUGACAGGUUGCCAAGGCAAAGGCACAGCUCGCAUGAGUCUGCUACCCCACUGAUGAAGAGGACCAAACAUCAGGCCAUGCUCUGGACAAAGGCCAGACAUCGUGAAGCACAACAUGACCAAAUUCUUACUGCAGGAGCCUCUGUGGGUGAAGGUUACAAGUGGGCAGAGAAGACCCCAGCAGCAAGAAAACCAAAGGAUUACAGACCGGAUAGGAAGAAGAGUCGAUCCUGUUCAAUGCCAACUCUGUGAGGGUAAAGUGGUCAGUGACUGUAAUAAUGCCCGGAGGGAGAGGGACUCAGGAGGGGAAAAAUUACUAGUUCAAAUUGUAACUAACUGAAACUGGCAUGAUUUUGAACACAUGCCCUUUUAUUUUCACAAAUGUACAAAUUAUACCUUAAAGGUUUCUUCAUUCCUAUGUUUAAUUUUAACAGUGUUUGUUUAUAUUCAAUGUGUCUGUGUUCAUCUGCUGUUGGCAAGCUGUAAAACUGUAAACAAAAACUGUGUGCAGCUUUAUUUUUACACUGGCUACCUAAGUGAAAUGCAUAUUACUACUUGAAUGUCCUAUGUUUUGCUGUUCUGUACAGCCUCCUUUUCUUCUUUGUCUUCGUCUUCUUUUUUUUUUUUUUUUGGUCCUGUAUAAGAGCAGCUACAGUAAUGUCUAAGUUGACAGAGAUCAAAGUCAAAAUGUUCAUAACUUUUGAGUUUGGAAGAAUCUGAUUAUUUAUUUUGACCAAAGGACCACGUAAAACAUUAAAAUAAUAACAGUUAAUAAAAAAAUGUAUAACUUCUAGAAAAUCUAGAAUACACCAUUAGCUCUCAAAAUGUGUUAGAUUUGAAGGAUCCUACUAUACAGACCUACUGCCCUCCAGUGGAGACAAGAGUGUAUUACUCAUUUUCCAUUGCCUUCACUAACUGCACUUGGUACGGUCAAUCUGCAUCGUGUAAUAAAUAAUAAUAAAUUUGUUUAUUAUUACAACUGAUCAUUUCCUUUUAUCAAUACACUGUAAUAUGAUAUAUUUGAUAUUAUUCCAUGUUUACCUUUUUAUGUUUACAGGUUUUUACUUGUUAAAGAAUGCUUUCCUGUUUAGGUUGACAUUGGUUUUGCAAUACAAUAUAUAAGUAUUACACUGUGGUUGACCGUGGUUAUGUUGUUCAACAAUGUUUUAUUAUUUUUAGUGUUAAUGUAUAUUACAUAAAAUGUCUAAAGAAAUGCAUUCAUUGUUAUGUGUGGUCAUUUGUAGUUAAAAUGCAAUUUAAAUGUCACCUACUGCAA
Myripristis murdjan (pinecone soldierfish) is the source of this 7026-nucleotide messenger RNA. RefSeq lists its product as uncharacterized. The transcript has 3 exons. Lineage: Eukaryota; Metazoa; Chordata; Actinopteri; Holocentriformes; Holocentridae. Bases 1113 to 6002 code for a protein of 1629 amino acids. The record is from RefSeq and is a predicted model, not a curated record.